AUUGCAGAGUAGAAUCACAUAGUCACCUAUACAAAUCCCAAGACGAUGGUAACAAUGACUCUUACACGCCUGCUCACCCGAACGACGACUCGCUCAAGUACAAGCUCCCCCGCCCGGCUCAUCGUUCGAGCCUACUCAACCCCGGUGACAAAGGACGACUCGCACCCUCACCUCUACUUUCACCACCUAGCAGACGGACGUCGGAUAGCGCUCUCUUACCUCGAAAGGCCACCAAAGGUGACGAAUUCAAAAGGGGUGAUCGGAUGGCUACCUAAUGACGCUUCGGCCGGGGUAGGGGAUUUCAAGGAGAAUGGCGAAUUUAGGACUUUCCUCCAUCAAUCAAUAAAAAAGGCCAUCGAGACAGGAGCAGCACAGACGGUCGAAGUGGAAGCGACCACGAGAGGAUCAGACGGGUUCAUGCACAUCUCCGACGAACGAAACCUCCCUCCUUCCGGUCGGAUCCCGGAACCAGAGGACAUCAUCGCUUCCAUCUACGUACGAGCCGGUAAAGCCCUGCCAGAGACGUACGAACCUCAACCUAUGCACCGUCUCUUGACGCACGACGGGGCCACCAUCUUGCCAUAUGGCAUCGAUGCGUACGUAUUGAGAGAGAUGGAAAAGGCCGUCAAGCUUGAAGAGGCGGAAGGGACGGGUGGGGAGUAGUGCAGGUAUGCUUAAGAGGUGGGCGGGGAGGCGCUAGAUUUCGGAUCAGAUUUGUGGUUGGACCUGUUCGGCUGCAAGGGGAGAGAUCCAAUAGCUCGUCGAUGAUUACUUGUAUAUAAUAUACACGACCCAGGUCGAAAACGCUCGGGUAUCCAUCAGAGCAACUUUUCCAGCU
Messenger RNA from Filobasidium floriforme, 838 nucleotides. RefSeq lists its product as uncharacterized. The record is from RefSeq and is a predicted model, not a curated record. NCBI's taxonomy places the organism in Eukaryota, Fungi, Basidiomycota, Tremellomycetes, Filobasidiales, Filobasidiaceae. Bases 46 to 663 code for a protein of 205 amino acids. The transcript is spliced from 4 exons.